AUGCCACCAAAGCAUCACAAGUCUUUAGAGUCUCCCGGAGUUUGGGAUUAUGGACAUACUGACAUGUUUGUAACCACCAACUGCGUUGAUUUUACCGACAAAACUCAAGAGAUACGACGAAAUAAAGAAAAAAACGUUCAGGUUCGUGAUCGCAGAUGGUUUUUAAAGGUUGAAAAUAUACACCAGCUUCAAAAUCGUAAACUCAAACUGGAUCAAACAUCUGAUAGAAAAAAACCUCAAAUUGAAAGCACUAUGAUGACAUCAACUUAUGCGGGUGAUUUUCAGCCUCCAGAAUUAGAUGAUUACACUUUUCAUCAUCCUGGUAAAUCAGCCCAUAUUGACACAUUGGCCCAACCAUCAUCCACUGGAUUUCAGUAUUCAAGUGAAAUGCAUACCGCUUAUGUCAAUACUCCUCGCACAAGCACCAAACGCCAAUUCAAUAUUCUUAUCCUACCAAGUGAACAGUGUAAGCUUGGCGGGAUUCAGACAUUUAUGGACGCGCCAAACAAGGUUCGCACCGUGAGUGAGCAGCGAGUCCUUGAUCAGGAUCUGUUGAGAAAAAAACAAUUUUGA
Molecule: messenger RNA, 573 nt
Organism: Batrachochytrium dendrobatidis JAM81
Lineage: Eukaryota; Fungi; Chytridiomycota; Chytridiomycetes; Rhizophydiales
Exons: 4
Coding region: 1-573 (190 amino acids)
Source: RefSeq, a predicted model, not a curated record